AUGUGUCACAUUACUUUAACCUUUGCAUCAUUGUUUUUGUUCACUUGCUUAGAUGCAAAUUCGGUUGAAGCAAUAAACGAUCUGCAGGAAAUUAUUACAAAGGAUGAUGAUGUUCACAAAUAUUUGCAUUUUUUGUGGUGUCCACCGAAACUUCUCGGGACAAUGUGUCCAGAGAAUUCAUUAACUUAUUACUAUUAUUGCUGCGGUGAUAACAGAAAUAGAUGCUGCUAUGCAACAAGAACAUGGGUCAUUUCAGUUUGCCUAGCGGUGCCGGUGCUCAUUUUUACACUUAUCCUAAUCUACUUCAUUAGAAAAAUCGUUUGCCCUAAAUCGAAUCAGUAUGUUGCUGGAGAAAGACAAUUAUAA
This is a messenger RNA of Brugia malayi, 366 nucleotides long. RefSeq lists its product as uncharacterized. The coding region runs from base 1 to 366 and encodes 121 amino acids. Lineage: Eukaryota; Metazoa; Nematoda; Chromadorea; Rhabditida; Onchocercidae. The transcript has 3 exons. The record is from RefSeq and is a predicted model, not a curated record.